Messenger RNA from Pocillopora verrucosa, 942 nucleotides. NCBI's taxonomy places the organism in Eukaryota, Metazoa, Cnidaria, Anthozoa, Scleractinia, Pocilloporidae. The record is from RefSeq and is a predicted model, not a curated record.
AUGUAUUGGAUAUUCCUCCUUUUCGCCUCUACCAUAAAGUCUAUCACAGCUUAUCAACAAUGUAGGACGGAAGUAAACAUACAAGGAAUGGCUCUCAAGCGCUCUGUCUUCAAAAGAUGGUCAGUGGCGGCUCCUCACCUCUGCGAUGUCAAAUGUGGACAAGAGAUCACGUGCCAAAGCUAUAACUACAAUAGAAAAUACCAAAUAUGUGAACUAAAUAACCGCACCAAGGAAGCGAGACCAGAUAAUUUUCUUUCAGCGCCCUCGUGGUUUUACAUCAGGCGAUUGAACGACAGAGCUCCUUUGGGUUCUAGUCCUGAAUUACCGGCGAUAUCCUGUCUCGAAAUAAAGGCGAGUGAAGGUAAAAACACCAUCAGCGGCAAGUACUGGCUGGAUCCAACAGGCGCUGGGAAGGCAAUAUUGAUUAACUGUGAUAUGGCUAGCGGGGAUAUGGAUGAAUGUAAAUAUAAUAUCAGUGACUGCGACGUGAAUGCAAACUGCACUAACACGUACGGUUCUUACAAAUGCAUUUGUAAAGCGGGAUACACUGGUGAUGGACACUCAUGUUCAGCCGACCUGUGUUAUUAUCACCAAAGCCUGAGUGAUGCCAGUAGAAAGAGCAGUUACAAAACACUCCAGAACCAAGAAGUGUGUGACAACCAACUCCUUGGGGGAUGGUAUCGUUUUGUGGGAGCUGCAGGAACAAAAAUGCCAACAACACGUGUGCAACCAUUCAGAUGCGGUACAUACUGGUCAGGCUGGUUGAAUGGUAUUCAUCCUACAGUGGAAGAUGGUGAAGUUUCCAGGAUGGUCUGCUUUAGUGAUAAACGUGCUGAUUGUCGACACACAAAGCUAAUUUCUGUGAAAAACUGUGGAUAUUACUAUGUAUACAAACUUUCCAAGACACCUAUUUGUCCUUCUCGCUACUGUGGCGCAGACUGA